Molecule: messenger RNA, 906 nt
Organism: Limanda limanda (common dab)
Lineage: Eukaryota; Metazoa; Chordata; Actinopteri; Pleuronectiformes; Pleuronectidae
Gene: shox2
Product: shox homeobox 2
Exons: 5
Coding region: 1-906 (301 amino acids)
Biological process (GO): regulation of transcription by RNA polymerase II
Cellular component (GO): nucleus
Molecular function (GO): DNA-binding transcription factor activity, RNA polymerase II-specific; sequence-specific double-stranded DNA binding
Source: RefSeq, a predicted model, not a curated record
AUGGAAGAGCUCACCGCGUUCGUUUCGAAGUCCUUCGAUCACAAAGUGAAGGAGAAGAAGGAAGUGAUCACGUACCGGGAGGUUUUAGAGACCGGCUCGACGCGAGCGCCGGGCAGGGAGCCUUUACCCGCGGAGCCCGGCAGCCGAGAGGAGGCAGCCGCCGUCCCCCGGAACGUGGCGCUCUCGCCGGGCAGGGACUCGGACAUGCUCGGCCCGGAGAGGAUUAGGGACGCCGGGAGCCCCAAACUCACUGACGGCACCACGGACGUGAAGGAGAGGAAGGAGGACUCGAAGCCAAUCGAGGACGAGGCACAGACUAAAAUCAAACAGAGGAGAAGUCGGACUAACUUCACGCUAGAGCAGCUCAACGAGCUGGAGCGGCUCUUCGACGAGACCCACUACCCGGACGCCUUCAUGCGGGAGGAGCUGAGCCAGCGACUGGGACUGUCGGAGGCCCGAGUACAGGUUUGGUUCCAGAACAGAAGAGCCAAAUGCAGAAAGCAGGAGAAUCAGCUACAUAAAGGAGUGCUGAUUGGAGCAGCGAGUCAGUUCGAAGCUUGUCGUGUAGCGCCAUAUGUCAACGUGGGGGCUUUACGGAUGCCAUUCCAACAGGAUAGUCAUUGCAACGUGCCGCCCUUCUCCUUUCAGGUGCAGGCGCAGCUGCAGCUGGACAGCGCCGUGGCGCAUGCGCAGCACCACCUGCACUCCCACCUGGCCGCGCACGCGCCCUACAUGAUGUUCCCCGCCCCCCCCUUCGGCCUGCCGCUGGCCACGCUCGCGGCCGAGUCCGCUUCCGCCGCGUCGGUCGUGGCCGCCGCCGCCGCCGCGAAGAACACCAGCAAGAACUCGAGCAUCGCGGACCUGCGGCUGAAGGCCAAGAAGCACGCGGCCGCGCUGGGCCUGUGA